Messenger RNA from Apis dorsata (giant honeybee), 768 nucleotides. RefSeq names its product phospholipase A2-like. Bases 142 to 675 code for a protein of 177 amino acids. The transcript is spliced from 4 exons. Gene Ontology annotation, biological process: phospholipid metabolic process; arachidonate secretion. The record is from RefSeq and is a predicted model, not a curated record. Lineage: Eukaryota; Metazoa; Arthropoda; Insecta; Hymenoptera; Apidae.
UCGUCGUAAAAAGGGGAAGAUUUUAUAAAAUGGAAGAACAGCGCGUUCUUGUGCUCUCGUGACCAUCGCCGAAACGAAGUCUUUUUUUUUGCUUCUCCUAAAAAAGAAAAAAGAUACUUUUUUUUUUAUCGCUGUUCCACGAUGCGCGUUCUCCACUCGUCGAUUCUUCUCGUUCUCUGCCUGUUUCUCCACGUUUCUGUUCAAGAAUGGCAGAUUCAACCCAAGGAGGCCGACAAUGAGAUUCAGGAACGAAUAAAGUUUUCCAAGUACACAAUUUUUCCACGUACGAAAUGGUGCGGACCAGGUAACAAAGCGAAAAAUCCCAACGAUUUGGGAUACUUUAACAUAACCGACGCCUGCUGCAGAGAGCACGAUUUCUGUCCCGAUAGCAUCAAGGCUUUCAGAAGUAAACACAACCUGUGGAAUUCAAGCAUAUUCCUCAGGUCAAAAUGUUCCUGUGACAAUAAGUUCUACAAGUGUCUGAAGAAUUCGACAGACGAAAUUGCUUCCGUUAUAGGUAAUAUUUAUUUCAACGACAUAAUAAAUCCAAAGUGCUUCGAACUUGAACAUCCUAUCACCGGUUGCAAAACGUACGAAAAGGGACGUUGCGUCGAAUAUAUUCUGGACAAGAAAAAGCCGAAGAUUUACCAAUGGUUCGAUCUUCCUAACUUUUGAUUAUAUAAAUUAAGUGCUUGAUUAACUGAUUAUUAUUUUUCAUUGGAUUGAAUAAUCGUAACAUUUCACUUUGGAAAUAAAUUUCAAUCUAUC